Sphaerodactylus townsendi is the source of this 1220-nucleotide messenger RNA. RefSeq names its product zinc finger DHHC-type palmitoyltransferase 12 (gene ZDHHC12). Gene Ontology annotation, molecular function: protein-cysteine S-palmitoyltransferase activity. The record is from RefSeq and is a predicted model, not a curated record. Gene Ontology annotation, cellular component: Golgi apparatus; endoplasmic reticulum. The transcript has 2 exons. The coding region runs from base 37 to 507 and encodes 156 amino acids. NCBI's taxonomy places the organism in Eukaryota, Metazoa, Chordata, Lepidosauria, Squamata, Sphaerodactylidae. Gene Ontology annotation, biological process: peptidyl-L-cysteine S-palmitoylation; protein targeting to membrane.
CCCUCCUUGCCUCCUCUUGCUGUUCUGCAGCAGCCAAUGAGAGCCAAGCAUUGCCAGGCCUGUCAGCACUGCGUCCGUCGCUACGACCACCAUUGCCCCUGGAUCGAGAACUGUGUGGGGGAGAGGAAUCACCCGCUGUUUGUCGUCUACCUAGCUGUCCAGCUGGCGGUGCUACUGUGGGCCCUUCAGGUGGCCUGGUCUGGCCUGGACUUUGAGCUGUCCUGGCUGUGGUUUCAGCACAACCUCCUCCUCCUCCUCUCCUUCUUCAUCAUCGUCAUCUUCACCAUCGUGGUGUCGCUGCUGCUGGUUUCGCACCUGUACCUGGUCUCGUGCAACGCCACCACGUGGGAAUUCAUGUCCCGCCACCGCAUUUCCUACUUGAAACAAUGCAAAGAGGAGAACCCUUUCGACCAGGGCAUCUUCCACAACCUCUGGAGGUUCUUCUGCGCUUGCCGCCUGGUCUCUUGGGAGAAUUUGUACUUCCAGGGAGACGGGGACACUGUGUGAGGGCGAAGGGCCGCAGAGGGAGCCUGAGUCACCGAGAGACGGCUGUGUCUGCAAGCUUUCACCAGCGCGCUACCCGCUGCAGCUUGGGAGCUAGCCUGUCACGGGCUCUAAUGCACGGAGAGGCUGAAAGAGCCGGGAGCUGUUUUCCGCACAGCCGGCAGGGAUGUUGGUUGUGAACAAGAAACUCCUUUGUUGUUGACACAAAGUGCUUUUAUGUGUGGGGGUGAGGGUGAUACAGGCCACCUGCCGCUGCUGGAAAACCACAAGACUAAAAACAGCUCCGCGUGGUUUCUGAAUGUGUGGCUGUUGUUGCCAAACGGGACAAGUUUCCUUGUGCGAGAAUGGAUCUUUCUUUUUCUUUUUUAAAGCAAAGCUGAAGUGCCAGGCAAUAAUUUUAAAAUGUACAACGCAGCAGCCAAAAAGUUUGUUGCCUUUGACUCUUAACCUGACUGGAAACCCAAGUUUUUGGGGCGAGGGGAUUGGCUACUCUUCGCUAAUAAUGUUUCGCAGGGAUCCCAAAUUUGGUGCCUGCAGAACCUUCCCUGGCACUCGUCAUAGGUUUUUAGAAAACGGUGGGCCUUUUGCUCAGUGGGGCUUCUGAUUGGCUGUUGUGGUGUGGCUUUCGGGCUGUGUGGCCGUGUUCUAGUACAGUGAUGGCGAACCUUUUCGAGACCGAGUGCCCAAACUGCAACCCAAAACCCACUUAUUUAUCG